CUCACCGUGAAGAAACGACGAUGGAAAAGCACCCUGGAUGGCAAACGCUGUUCCUGAUACUCACAGUGCUGCCCUGUUGCAGGAGUGUGCAGGUUUCCAUUCCACAGAAAGAAUACGAGGUUGCAAGAGGAGGCAGUAUUGACUUGAUCUGCUCCUGGAUCCCAGCAAAUCCAGCCACUACUGAUUAUGUCCUCACAUGGGACGCCUUCCCAGACACUGAUGGAGACCCACUGAAACUUGUGGCCUCCAAAUGGAGUGGCAAACCAGUUGAAAUUGCACCAUCUUAUGAAGGCAGAGCCUCCAUGGAAGUAAACGAUCAAGUGAGCACGCUGCACUUAACAAAGGUGACCAUGCAGGACAAUCGUCGUUUCCAAUGCAGUAUCCUUAUUCCUGGUGAUGAUGAUGGAACACCAGCUGUCACCACUACCCUUUUGGUCCUGGUGGCUCCAUCGCCACCGAUCUGCAAGCUUCAGGGAAGUGCUGAGUAUUUUUACAAUAUCACACUCACCUGCAUGUCUGAGGAGGGGUCCCCAGAACCCACCUAUGACUGGAAGAGCUACAGUGUCGACAACAUUCCCAGACAAUUUCCACCAAAAGCAUUUCAAAAGGAUGGAGCUCUAUCUCUCUUCAAUAUAACAAGGGAGACAUCUGGGUUCUACAUUUGCACAUCAAAAAACCGAAUCGCUUCUGCCAGCUGCAACUUCACUUUGGCUGUGGUUCCCGGUAGCAUGAAAAUUGGAUCCACAGCAGCUAUAAUUGGAGGAGUCCUCGCUGGGCUCCUGGUUGCAGGGAUUCUCAUCUUCUGUCUCUGCCGGAGAAGGAGCAAAAAGAAGAAAUAUGCUGAGGGUUCCCCAGAAGAAAUGAGGUAUUACGCCGAAGGUGGAGAACCAUACCAAGACGACAAGCCAAACAGUGAGAAAAAACAUCCCAGCCAGUAUGAAGAUAACAAUGUGGCACCUCAAGAAAGUUCCAGAGUAGAAGAAACUGGACUGACGUUUGCAGAUGAUCAGCACAGUAACAAUAGCAGCAAAGAAAAGUACGAAGGCAAGGGCAGUGAUAUCGACUCUCACCGGUACCAGGACGACCAACGUGAUCACUAUCGGGGAAGUCGCGAUCGCCUCGACGAUCAGCGUGAACGUUACGGUGGUAGUCGUGAUCGCCUUGACGAUCAGCGUGAACGUUGCGGUGGUAGUCGGGAUCGCCUCGAUGAUCGGGAUCGCCUCGAUGACCGGCAUGAACGUUACGGUGGUAGCCGGGAUCGCCUUGACGAUCAGCGUGAACGUUACGGUGGUAGUCGGGAUCGCCUUGACGAUCAGCGUGUACGCUAUGGUGGUAGUCGUGACCGCCUUGAUGACCAGCGCGAACGUUAUGGCGGAAGUCGUGAUCGCCUCGAUGAUCACCGUGACUAUAAUCGUGGUAGCCGUGAUCGACUUGAUGAUUACAGUCGAGAUUACCGUGGUGAUCGAUAUGGCGGCAGCCGUGAUCGACUUGAUUAUGGUGACAGAAAUCAAUAUGAUUAACCUUGUGUUACUGGAUGCUUUUUGAAAGCCAUGCAAAUUUGUUUUUUAUGUACUUCAAAAUAUUUUACUGUUUUCAUUUUUGGCUUAUUUGUUUUUUUACUUCACACCUGAUCAGACCUGCAAAGUCCAUCAAGGGCUUGGAGCCAUAGGGGCCACAGGGGCCUAAGUGACGUUUUCAUCAAAAUGUCUGUGUGUGUGUGUGUGUGUGUGUGUGUGUGUAAAACAAAAGCUCUUGGUGUGCGCUAUACUGUCAAAAUUACAGAAGUAAAAUAUUAAUGGAAAUAGAGUUAUUUAACAAAAGCAAAAAGACUUAACUCUGAAUGCACACAAGAAGUUGGUGCCAAAAGAGCAUAAGUGCACUUAUGACAAAGACAAGAUUAUUGUUCAUUAAGCAUUGUGUCAUGAAUUUAUAAAAAGAAACAUGUUUUAAAAAACUAAAAUCAGUAUGCAAAGUAAGAGCAAACUAUGGUCAAUUUUUUUUUUUGUUUUGGCUCUCCUGUAAAGUUGGUGAAACGUCACUUACGCCCCUUUUGGCUCUAAGCCCUCGCCAUGGUCAGACCUCUGUAGCUGAGCUAACCAAACUUGCUUAACAAGUUAAUCCACUAAUGGGAGUCAUUUUGAUUUAUACAGUACUGUGCAAAAGCACACCUAGCUCAAGGGAUGAAUUGAAUAGAAAAUGAUAAAUGUACUGGCACUUAUAUAGUGUCUUUAUGCUCACUUGAGCCCUCAAAGUGCUUUCUUAGUACAA
Archocentrus centrarchus (flier cichlid) is the source of this 2268-nucleotide messenger RNA. It is a transcript of the gene gpa33b, whose product is annotated as glycoprotein A33 (transmembrane), paralog b. The record is from RefSeq and is a predicted model, not a curated record. Bases 21 to 1520 code for a protein of 499 amino acids. Gene Ontology annotation, cellular component: plasma membrane. NCBI's taxonomy places the organism in Eukaryota, Metazoa, Chordata, Actinopteri, Cichliformes, Cichlidae. The transcript is spliced from 8 exons.